GUUCUUAUGAGAUUGUUUCAAUGUUUUUACAGUAGCUUCACACAGGAUAAUCGUCACUUUAAUUCAGCAUAAGGUGAAAACAGGACGCGGAGAAAUUUCUUUAUCGACUUUGGUAGAAAUUCCCUGACAAGAGUUUCGACAAUUCAGUGCGCGUUCCUCGAGUACUCAUCGGAGAGUUUCGACGUCGAAAGGAAAGCUCAACGGCUGAUUUUGAAACAACGUCGAAAAUAAACGAAGUCGUGUUAUCGUGUGAGCAUCAAAUCCUGUUAAAAGUAGGCGGUUCUAUCAGACAAGGCGUUUGGGUUAAUUGGAAAGCUGUCAAUUCAUUGAUUGAUCAUUAUAUUCAUUCAUUUCUAAGGCUAUUUUGAUAUCAGUACUACAGAGGUCGAGAACUUUGCAAAUAUAUGUAUGGCAAGGCCUCAACCCAUUUCUUGAGGAUGUUCAGCAUUGUAGUGCUUCAAUACCCGAAUUUAAUGGAACACGAGAAGAUUUCGUGCAGGAAAUAUUUCACUUGUUGUUAUUUUUGAUAAUUAUAAAGCUACCUAUUCGUGUAUCAUUCCACGUAAAGCAUGUUCUACAUAUCAUCCAAUAUUGUAAAAGAAACCCACGGCAUGGCAAAUCCACUUGCAAUCAAACGUGUUCUUUGUGUCGUGUUCAUAUCAAUCCUACUGCUUGAUGGUGCUUGUGCAUUUUUCAAACAUUCCGCUGGAACGUGCGCGAAAUGUAAAGAUGAUAAUAAAAUGGCUGCAUGGCAAAUAAAACAAAAUAAUAUUGACACCAGAAGAAAAUGUAUGUACGCGAUGCGAUAUCUAAAUUGUGCAGAGCUGCUUCAUCAACAAUGUCGAGAGGAUGUUCAAUUUCAAGCCGAUCUGACCGUCAUGCGUUCAUUCAGAGACAAAUGGAAUUGCUCCACCAAGAACAUCACGUUUGACGAUGCGGCGGAGCCAGGUAAGACCGACACAAAUCGCGAGAGUUGCCAAAGACCCAAUUUCAAAUCUAAGUAUAAAGUGUGUGGUUUAUUUGGGGAUCCACAUCUACGAACGUUUUCGGACAAGAGGCAUACGUGUUCGGUGGAGGGUGCUUGGCCCUUAUUUGCCAACAGGUUUUUGACAGUACAAGUCACAAAUAUACCGCUGGAGAACGGUUCGAGGGCUACUGCGACCAGUAAGGUUACAGUGAUUGUGAAAGGUAAUAAAAAAAAAUGCAUCGAAGAGAAGACGUAUCAAGCCCGAAGCAAUUCCUUACCAAAGCAUUUCACAGAUGGAACAAAGUCAAGUGGAGAUAAAGAGUGUCCUACUACCGUGAAACCUUUCAGGAAAAAACGCCGUAUCAUGAUAUACAUUUGCCCUUUGAAAACCAAGAUUAUCAUAAGACAAGUGGGAAAAUACCUUACUGUACACAUGCGAGUACCAAAGGCCAUGACUGGAUAUAAAACGAAAGGAUUAUGUCAGCGAGGCUGUCCCCCAUUGGAGCAAAUGAAAUGGGACAAAAUGAGCACGCUUGACAGGCUCAUUGCAUCCCUGUAUAAAAAAGAUCAACUCACUAAAAGAGUGCGAAGAAAACGUGAGAGAAGAGCGAGAAAACUGUGCGGGAAAGCAAACAUCCGUGGUUUUUAUUACAAAUCGUGUUUCUUCGACAUGCUGACGAGCAAUGAUGCAAGUUUCGUGAAAGCAGCUAAGAAAGCAAUGAAAGAUUUCCACACGAUCAAUAAAGACGACAAAGGAAGACCUAUCGUCAAUGAAACAGAGCGUGAUUACUGGACAGGACCUUCCGUGGGAGCGAUCUCAUCUUCAACAAAAUCACCUGAUUCAUCUAGUCAAGGUCUAAGUAUGAGCUGGUAUACCAUGAUGUUGUUAGUCAUAUCGGUGAUGGGGGUGAUAAACAAAUAACUGGGAUAGACCUCUCUUACGCAGAGGUGUAUGUACCUGUAUCCGUAAAGGAAGUCCAAAGAAAGAAAGAAAUUUUCCCAAUGUGGAAAAUAAUAUAAGGAAAGAUAAUAGAAAUAUCUUACAUGGAAAAAGAUUUAUAAUGUGUAUCGUUGCAAGGAGAGCAAAGUAAAGCAAAUCGUGUGAUGUGUUGGCUAUGGGGAAAAUUAUAAGCACUUCAAAAGAAAAGAAAAUAAUUGGUACAGCUAUUCACAUACAUACUGUAGAAUGAACCAUGAUGUCUGAAAAAAGAGAUAAAUAUUCCUUCUCCUAAAAGAUCGAAAAUAGAAAGCAACGAACAUAGUUUGUAUACCAAACGGUUUUUUUCGAAUUUAAAUUAUUUAAAUUAUUGGUAGGGAACAGAUGUCCAGACAGUUGUUGUAACAAUAGAUGUUUGUCCUUUAUUGAUAAUUAUUUUGCUAAGGCCAAUAUAACUAAUUAACGUAUGUCCCAAUUUGUUGAAUGAUAACAGCAAUUCUAUAAAAGUGAAACUUGCUAUGUGUAAUAAGCUUAAAAACCUAAGGUUAAAACCAAAUGUAGUUAAAGCGCACAUUUGUAUGGGCAUUUUUGGAUUUAGUAAAACUAAAUGGUUAAUCUAAUAAGAUGCUAUCCAAUUAGGAGUCUUCUACUAAUUUACACAUUCGUACAAAUCUUUGUGAAAUUGAGACAGUAAAUCGCAAAUAACCGCCCACUUUAAUUUUGUAUAACAUAGACAUAAAUAAUGUUCAGACAAACAACAUUUAUACCUGUAAAUAUGCUUGUAAUUUAUUCAAUGGUCGCAUUGUGCGAAUAAUAUAAAUUUAUGAAUUCA
Messenger RNA from Xenia sp. Carnegie-2017, 2736 nucleotides. RefSeq names its product repulsive guidance molecule A-like. Gene Ontology annotation, biological process: BMP signaling pathway. Lineage: Eukaryota; Metazoa; Cnidaria; Anthozoa; Malacalcyonacea; Xeniidae. Gene Ontology annotation, cellular component: plasma membrane. The record is from RefSeq and is a predicted model, not a curated record. The transcript is spliced from 4 exons. Bases 570 to 1889 code for a protein of 439 amino acids. Gene Ontology annotation, molecular function: coreceptor activity.